Molecule: messenger RNA, 534 nt
Organism: Acanthosepion pharaonis
Lineage: Eukaryota; Metazoa; Mollusca; Cephalopoda; Sepiida; Sepiidae
Source: the annotation of a GenBank genome assembly
AUGUCUUAUCUUCGUCUUGGCUGUUUCUUCUUGACGUCCCACUCCAAUCAGAGUGAUGUCUUAUCUUCUUCUUGGCUGUUUCUUCUUGACAAUUCCCAUUCCAAUCAGAAUGAUAUCUUCGUCAUAUCUGUUUCUUCUUGUCCCUCUCUUUCACUCCCCUCUCUCCCUCUGUCUUUGUCUCUUCCGCUUCCUCUCUCCCUGUCUCUGUCUAUCUAUCUGUCUGUCUGUCUGUAUCUAUCUAUCUAUCUAUCUAUCUAUCUAUCUAUCUCUCUCUCUCUCUCUCUCUCUAUAUAUAUAUAUAUAUAUAUAUAUAUAUAUAUAUACGACGGGAGAGUAGCAUUAUCUAUCUAUCUAUCUAUCUAUCUAUCUAUCUAUCUAUCUAUCUACUCAGUCUACUCACAUAUCUAUCUAUCUAUCUAUCUAUCUAUCUAUCUAUCUAUCUAUCUCAGUCUACUCAUAUAUAUCCCAGCCUAUCUAUCUAUCUAUAUAUAUAUCUAUCUAUCUGUUUACUCAUAUCUAUCCCAGGAUCUAUAG